Hydractinia symbiolongicarpus is the source of this 1251-nucleotide messenger RNA. Its product is annotated as aquaporin-1-like. Gene Ontology annotation, biological process: transmembrane transport. Gene Ontology annotation, molecular function: water channel activity. The record is from RefSeq and is a predicted model, not a curated record. Gene Ontology annotation, cellular component: plasma membrane. The transcript is spliced from 5 exons. Lineage: Eukaryota; Metazoa; Cnidaria; Hydrozoa; Anthoathecata; Hydractiniidae. The coding region runs from base 296 to 1072 and encodes 258 amino acids.
AUUUAUUUUUUGUUCUGUAUUAUUCCUGUUGCGUUUAUUUAUUAAUUUGUUUUGUUCUCAAUUAUUUUUGUUGCGUUAUUUAUUUUUUUGAAUUUGCGCAUUGACGAAAGUGUUUAAGAAAUUCGAUUAGGAGGAUUCUGCUUAAUCUCACUAUGUCAAAUUUCUAUUUUUAUGUUUAAUAAACUGCUUUUUGUGUUUUGCGAGUGUGUGUGAGCACUUUAGUUAUACAUAACUACUAUUCAAUCCCUGAGUACAAGUUCACGCUGCUUCAGUAUCAGUUUGUCAGACGCAAAAAAUGGGUUUAAACGAACUUCGCGAGAAAUAUUUUUGGCGAGCUGUUUUCGUCGAAUUUUUUGCCACCGCUUUGUUCAUAUAUCUUGUUACCACUGUGUUGAUUAAUUUAAAUCCAACGACAACCGGUGGUGCUACUAUUGUACAAAUUUCAUUCGCCAUUGGAUUGGCUAUAUCUGUUUUCAUUCAAGUGUUUGGACCAAUCAGUGGAGCGCAUAUCAAUCCAGCAGUUACUAUUGGUGUUCUUAUUAAUGGCGGAUGUAGUAUUUUUAAGGCUGUCUUUUAUACUCUUGCACAGCUUAUUGGAGCCAUUGUUGGAUCAGCUAUAACGUAUGGACUGACACCAGAGAAACGACGAGGUGGGCUUGGAAACCUCUCUAUUUCUCCAGAUAUAACGGAAACACAAGGAUUGUUUGUUGAGCUUAUUUUAACUAUGGUACUUGUAUUCACCGUGUUAGCAUCUACGUCAUCAGAUCACAACCGAAAAGAUUUUGGUUACGCAAAUGGUUUAGCUAUUGGAAUCUCCAUCACAGUGGCUCACUUAGUCGGGAUCCCAUACACAGGCAGCGGUAUCAACCCAGCACGAGCAUUUGGACCUGCUGUUGUUGCUGACCAAUGGGAGGAAUAUCACUGGAUUUAUUGGGUGGGACCAUACAUUGGAGGUGCAUUAGCUGCUGUGAUGUACAGGUUUAUCUUCAGUUGGGAAAAGAAGAAACCGACACAUGAGAUUCCCGCCACGAAUGGCAACGAUCAUGGAACAUUUACAGUGACCACCCAAUAAGUAUUGUGUCAUGCAGGAAUGAAAAAAAGUGUACACAAAAUGUGUAAAAAUUUAAGAUAUAACAAACUUAAUAUAUUUAAGAUUCUGAUGCUCGAUGUGAUUAGAAGAUCGAACUUGUAGCAAAAUGUAAUGCUUGUUAAUUAAUUGCUUUGUAUUUUGUAAUAAUAUGUACUGUCGUA